This is a messenger RNA of Homo sapiens (human), 1586 nucleotides long. RefSeq names its product G protein-coupled receptor 18 (gene GPR18). The transcript has 3 exons. Gene Ontology annotation, cellular component: cytoplasmic vesicle membrane; membrane; plasma membrane. Gene Ontology annotation, biological process: G protein-coupled receptor signaling pathway. The coding region runs from base 453 to 1448 and encodes 331 amino acids. NCBI's taxonomy places the organism in Eukaryota, Metazoa, Chordata, Mammalia, Primates, Hominidae. The record is from RefSeq and is marked validated. Gene Ontology annotation, molecular function: G protein-coupled receptor activity.
CAAAGCAGCAAUUAAAGUCAGCCCAGCACCAACUCCGACGCCAAGCGUUACACUGGAAACUACUUUUUAAAGCAACAAAAGAGUCUAAAACAAAAUACAACAUUUCUUAAAUACACUGUUUCCAGAAAGAGCUAUUUUAACAGAAGCAACUCAAAGAUAUCCCUUCGACAGAAGUGGAAGUGCUGAAAAAUGCUCAUCUCUCACACAGACUUUUGAUGGACAGGAGGUGCUGCUUUCUGUGAACCACUGAAGUAGAGCAGCUGAAAUCACAAAACCUGGAAGACUUGGCUUUACGUACUCCCAAUUGUGCACUAGAAAACAGCUCAUCUAUUGCUCUAACAGUCUAGUUCUUGAUCUGCUGACCAUGACACAAAACAUUGCUGUUUCUCAACCUAUGAUAAUUUAAAGAGAACAUAAGUUUCUAAGUAUCAUGCCUACCAACAAGCUGUAAAAUGAUCACCCUGAACAAUCAAGAUCAACCUGUCCCUUUUAACAGCUCACAUCCAGAUGAAUACAAAAUUGCAGCCCUUGUCUUCUAUAGCUGUAUCUUCAUAAUUGGAUUAUUUGUUAACAUCACUGCAUUAUGGGUUUUCAGUUGUACCACCAAGAAGAGAACCACGGUAACCAUCUAUAUGAUGAAUGUGGCAUUAGUGGACUUGAUAUUUAUAAUGACUUUACCCUUUCGAAUGUUUUAUUAUGCAAAAGAUGAAUGGCCAUUUGGAGAGUACUUCUGCCAGAUUCUUGGAGCUCUCACAGUGUUUUACCCAAGCAUUGCUUUAUGGCUUCUUGCCUUUAUUAGUGCUGACAGAUACAUGGCCAUUGUACAGCCGAAGUACGCCAAAGAACUUAAAAACACGUGCAAAGCCGUGCUGGCGUGUGUGGGAGUCUGGAUAAUGACCCUGACCACGACCACCCCUCUGCUACUGCUCUAUAAAGACCCAGAUAAAGACUCCACUCCCGCCACCUGCCUCAAGAUUUCUGACAUCAUCUAUCUAAAAGCUGUGAACGUGCUGAACCUCACUCGACUGACAUUUUUUUUCUUGAUUCCUUUGUUCAUCAUGAUUGGGUGCUACUUGGUCAUUAUUCAUAAUCUCCUUCACGGCAGGACGUCUAAGCUGAAACCCAAAGUCAAGGAGAAGUCCAUAAGGAUCAUCAUCACGCUGCUGGUGCAGGUGCUCGUCUGCUUUAUGCCCUUCCACAUCUGUUUCGCUUUCCUGAUGCUGGGAACGGGGGAGAACAGUUACAAUCCCUGGGGAGCCUUUACCACCUUCCUCAUGAACCUCAGCACGUGUCUGGAUGUGAUUCUCUACUACAUCGUUUCAAAACAAUUUCAGGCUCGAGUCAUUAGUGUCAUGCUAUACCGUAAUUACCUUCGAAGCAUGCGCAGAAAAAGUUUCCGAUCUGGUAGUCUACGGUCACUAAGCAAUAUAAACAGUGAAAUGUUAUGAAUAAUAAGGUUCUUUCAUUUCAAUCCCAUCAAAAUUCACUUCACUAACUACUCUGGCGUCAAUGGAUAUUCUGUAUAAUACUAUCAAGUCCCUUUUCUCUUGAAAAAAUAAAUUCAUUAUCUUCAUUUUAAAAACUUA